AUGGAUGAAUUGCGCAACGCUAUUCUGGAAUUAACGAAAACUGUCGGUGAACUCACAGCAUCGCGCAGAAGUGAUGAAGGUACAGUUACGGCAGAGGGUCCGCGAAUGACGUCAACGCCAGCACAUAUGAGCGAGGUGGUCACAACGGCGCAAAGGCCAAAAGUGGCAGAACGAGGAAGGGCUAGCGGUUUGCAGGAAAUUUGUGGGUUGAUGCCAGAGUACGACCCAUUAAAGGGCRCGUUAAGCAGUGCAGUGUUCAUAGAGAAGACGGUACAGUUGCGUAGCGCAUAUGAAUUGACGGAGCAGGAAAUAUUGGUAGCAGCACAACCAAAGCUGAGAGGGGUCGCAAAAGAAUGGCUAGACGCCCAACAAGUAUUCCAAACGUGGGCUGAAUUUGUUGCAGCCUUUGAACGAGAUUUCCCAGCUACAAUGAUAUCAGCACAGGUGCACCGUGAGAUGGUACAACGGAAGCGGCAAUCACGUCAGACAUUUGAAGAAUAUUAUUAUGCCAUGUUAAGUAUUGGGCGACGGGGGAAGAUGGACGAGGAGUCCAUUAACUCGUACAUCAUCACGGGUCUAAACGACACAUCACUAACGCGCACGUUGUUGGCUCUAAAGGUGCCGACAUGCAACGAUCUUCUACAAUCCAUUAACGCGUUGGUCGCUAUACCAACUACCACGAAAGUAAGCAUGUCAGACUAUAGGACUCCAAGCGAGAUGGCCAACAAAACAACGGUCGAGAGGAAGCAGAUCAAAUGCUAUAAUUGCAACUCGUKUGGGMACAUUGCGGCUAAAUGUCCUCAACCUCCACGAAAACCCAAAUGUGCUCGGUGCAACAAGGUGGGGCCUGAAGCCAAAGCAUGUCCCGCCGAACGACCAACAGUGGCAAAGGUCAACGACGAAGUCAUCGUUGCAGUCAACCCAGCAAGCAAAGAAGUYAUGGUCAACGGGGAGCAAUACAGUGGUUUCAUCGUUACGGGUAGUGACUCCUCGCUUGUUGCGUCAUCUAAAGUGCCGCAUGACGCAGAGCGCCGAACUUCAGUAAAACGUCUUCUAGGAUUCGCCGGAGCGGUGGUGAACAGCACAGAACUAGCCAACAUCAACAUCGUCAUCGAUGGAAUUACGAUCUCGACAGCCUGCCAGAUCGUUCCAGAUAAGUUUAUGCCAUACGAUAUUAUUAUUGGUAGCGACAUUUUAUGCAAAGAAGGUUGCAGGUUAACCAUCGACUCUGGGGUCAUUCGAGUGCAUAUGUGCCAGACUAAUACGUUCAACAUCGACGAAGCACUCAAUCCAGAUGAAGUUAAAGAAGUCACCAGAGUGCUACAUAAGUACGAGAGUUGCUUUACGGAGACGUUGGUGAAUCUAUCGAGAUGCAGAACAACUAAAAUGGAAAUCUCUAUCAGUAGCGAUCAACCAGUCAUCGGUAGGCGCUAUCAAGUGGCGUUAAGUCAACGACCAACGUUAUCGAAAAUCAUCGACGAGCUGCUGAAGUGCGAUAUCAUCAGGCCAAGUUCAUCACCACAUUCGGCUCCAGUGAUCUUGGUAAAAAAAUCGAAUGGUGAAGACAGGAUGUGUAUCGAUUAUUGGGCACUCAACGCAGUGACAUUAAAGAACCACUUCCCAAUGCCGAUCGUCGAGGAGCAGUUGUCAAAGCUCGCCAAUAACCAUGUAUUUACCAUAUUGGACAUGACGGCUGGUUACAACCAGAUCCCUUUGACAGAAGACAGCAAACAGUACACCGCGUUCUUGACACCAGACGGGUUGUACGAGCACAACGUGAUGACAUUCGGGUUGCAUAAUGCGCCGAUUGUAUUGUAA
Bactrocera latifrons is the source of this 1818-nucleotide messenger RNA. RefSeq lists its product as uncharacterized. NCBI's taxonomy places the organism in Eukaryota, Metazoa, Arthropoda, Insecta, Diptera, Tephritidae. The record is from RefSeq and is a predicted model, not a curated record. Gene Ontology annotation, molecular function: nucleic acid binding; zinc ion binding. Bases 1 to 1818 code for a protein of 605 amino acids. The transcript has a single exon.